Molecule: messenger RNA, 4789 nt
Organism: Mytilus californianus (California mussel)
Lineage: Eukaryota; Metazoa; Mollusca; Bivalvia; Mytilida; Mytilidae
Product: protein FAM161A-like
Exons: 5
Coding region: 4-2205 (733 amino acids)
Biological process (GO): cilium organization
Cellular component (GO): cilium
Source: RefSeq, a predicted model, not a curated record
AACAUGGCAACAAUGGCAACAAGUCACAAUUUGUCAGUAAUGACAAACUCUUGCAUAAAACCUCCGGUAGAUCCCCAAACUGGAUUAUCGUCAACAAUGCACGAAAGACCUAAGCCGUCAAUGAGCUACUUGUUCGAUGAAUUGAGUAACGGGUAUGUUUAUGAACACGACCAACAUCAGUUUUAUGAAAAUGGUUCGCCCGAUCUUGUCACAACGAAACCCGCCUUGAAAACAAUUGCACGGGACUUAAGCAAUUGCACUGACGAAGAAUUCUACGAAAAACUCACACAGAUAAAAAACGAACAUAAGAAAACUUUGGUACUUUGUGAAAAGUUAUAUAAAGAGAAAAUAAACCACCAAAAUCAGCCAGAAAUUUCUGGCAUUGGGCCAAGACCGGUUACAAUUACAUCAACCUUAAAUGGACUUGAUUCAUCAGCAAUUCAGAAUUUGGAUGUACCAGCAAGAGAUUAUAUUAAAGGUCAAGAAAUUAUAUUAGACAGGUCUGCAAAUUCCAAACCACCACUUCCAUUUUCAAAAACCCAACGAAUUUCCCGUUCACCAUCAGAUAUACCUGUCUGCAGACCUAGCUCUGCACCUGUACACAGACGUGGAUCGCUCACUAAGAGUUUGGAAGAAGAAGUGUGGAAAUCAAUUUCAGAAAGAAGAGAAAAACAAACAUUUGAUAAUUUUGAGGAUGAACAACAUUUACAAAAUAGAAGUUAUGGCGAAAAUGAAAAUCCUGAAUUAUCUGGUGCUUUAUCACAGAUUGGAGAUAUGUGGGAAGAAUUUUCAAUUGAAGAUUAUUAUCCAAGAUCCAGACAAAGACCUUCUUCAGCCACAGUCACAAAGGGAGAAAAAGAAGAAAAGGAAUGGAGACAUAGGAUAACUAUUCCAAAACCAUUUAAAAUGACAAUAAGAGAAGAAAACAAAGAAAAAACAGUCUCAAAGGCUCAAAUGGAAUUAGAAGAACAAAGGAAACAACAAGAAGCUGAAGAACGAAUUGAAUGUUCUAAAAAAUUUAAAGCAGCACCUGUGCCAGCUCAUGUGUACUUACCACUUUUUGAUGAAAUAAUGGAACAGCAAGAAACAAAAAGAAGAUUUCUUCAACAGCAUUCUCAAGAGUUACUGAAAUCUCAGGAAAAGCCGUUUAAAUUUCAUUACAGAGAAAGAAGUAAAGAAAGACAAACAAGGAUACAAUCAGCUCCUACAAAAAGAGAAUCAAAGUCAAAACACAUGUUCAAAGCUAAUCCAGUUCCAGAUUAUUUAUAUGACAAUUCUGUUUAUGACAGAAUUUUAGAAGAGGAAGAAUAUAGAAAAAUUAGAAUGAAGAUGCGUUCAGAAGAAUUGCUUAAAAAUUCAUCAUUGCCUUCUAACAUGGAAGCAUUGCAAAAAGCUAAGGAACUUAAAGCAAAAGAAAAAGCUAUAAAAAGAAAAAAGAAACAUUACUCAAAAACUAAAGUUAAUCAUGAGGUGCCAGAUUAUGAUGAACUUUACUUGCAUUUUCAGAAAGAGUUAGCAAGACGCAAAAAUGAAAGGGAUGGUACAGUUGUCAAACCAUUCCAUCUUCAUACAGAAAAUAUGAGAUCAAGUCGUGAAAAAAUUAUAUCUGACAUUGCAAACGAUGAGAGAACAUUGAAAGAGAACAGAUGGCCUUAUAAAAAUCCAAGAACUACUCCACAAAGAAGUUUAGGCCAUCUAUCAACUUCUUUGGAUUCUAUACCAGCAAAGAUGACAAAUGCUGCAGCACUUAGAUCUAGUCAGUCCAAAAAGAAACUUUCAACAAUGACUGAGAAGGAAAGAAGAGAGAUAGAUGAAGAGAGGCGAAAACGCAACAAAGAGAUGAAGUAUCGAAGAUUAAUUAAUGAAAGAACAUCAACAGAAAAUUUAUCUGAAACUACUGAACAGAGGUUAAGAAGAUACAGAGAGGCAGAGAGAGAAAGAAUGGAACAAUAUGAGAAAGAAUUACAAAACAUGAAGGACAGAAUUGACCAGAGACCAUUAUUGUUUGAACAAGAAUCACAGGUCAAUGCCAAAAAAACAGCGGAGAAGAAGUUUACUGCCAAACUACGUAGUCACGGAGUUGAUGAAGAAGCCCUACAGACUCGAAGUUCCCGUACUGUUAGUGUCCAUGAUAGUUAUGACAGUUAUGAUGAUGAUUUUGAUGACACCUAUAUGAAAACAAAAGAAGUAGAAGUUGAGUCAUAGGACAGGGAUACAACAGACUUCAUAACAAUUCAACCACUUUAGGCAGAUAUUGCAUGCAUGUAGUCAAAUUCAAAGUGAAAAGAACAAAAUUAGUGGCUGCUGCAAUAGAUGUAACAGAUGUUAUUUAUUAACAUGUAGAUUCAGAAUUUAGCAGUGACAAGACAUCUUUUGUUAGUUAGAUACUUUAUUAACUUAGAUAAGGAGCAUGUUAUCUGGUAAUAAAAGAUCUAGAAAAAAAGGAAAAAAUAACGUAUUCAUUUUACUAUUGUUAAGUAUGGUAAAUAAAGGUUGGAGAAAUUGAGAAUCCCCUUCUAAUCAUGUGACAACAGCAAUAUUCCACUUAUAAAAGGUAGAUGAUCAUUGUUUCAAUUUAUCAGAUAUUGUGAAAAUAAUGUUAAGAAUUAUCUCAGUAAGUUGGGUUGAUAAGGUUAAUAGUGCAAAUAAAAUUAUGUCUUAUUUUUGUUUUGUUUUUAUAAUUGUUUCUAAUGAAUGGUAUUGAUUGUGAUAAGCUAACAGUUAAAAUUUUCUUGUAAUACAUUUUCCAAUUAUAAAAAAAAAACGCGCAGUAAAUGAAAACUGGAAUUCAUAGGUAAAUGUUAGAAUUUCAUUCCAAAUGUGUUUUUAUAUAGAUAAUGUAUGAAAGCUGUUAAUCAAAGUCUAAAACAAAAGGAAAGAAGGCAUUGUUUUGACAUUAUUCUUUUUUUUAUAAGAAAGAUGUGUGACAAAAUCCAAUAGAAAUAAGUAAUAUAGGACAUUAUUAAUAGAUAGAUGAUAGAAGUAGUAGAAAUUUGUAACUGAGCUUUUUAUAUAUGUAUUUCUACUAUAACCAAGUUAAUCAUUCCAUUAGAAAUUAGAUCUUGCUACUGAGCAAGAGUUUAUUAAAAACAGUUUUUGCAUUUGGAUUAAAUAACAUAGAUUCAGGUUUUUUACAUAUUUUAUCAUAUAAUUCAUUUAAGAACAGAGAAAAAGCACCUCAUGUAUAUUUUCAUUGUAAUUUGUUCGUAAUGUACAUGUUGUGUUAGACGAAUGACUCAAAUUUGGAACUUAACUUGGCUCGAGAUCAAAACUUGAUUUUGUAAUUGUAAAUGUAUACUUGAACAAAAAUAUUUUCUCUCUGACUUUUUUAUUUAGUCUGAAGCUGAUACUCUCUUUUUGUCACUUUUUAUGUCUUAUCUAUCAUAGCAGUGGUGCAUUCUUUUUUCAGUUCUGUGCAUCCAUCCAUCUCUUUUGUCUGUCCCAUGUUAAGUUAAAGUUUUGAUGUAAAGGAGUUCACUAGUAGGUUGUGGUCACUUCAGCUUGAAACUAAGUACACAUGUUAAAAAUAUGUUAAAUUAGGGUUUUAAUCCAAAUUUUGUGGUUUACUAAAUAUUGAAAAGGGAUAGUAUUCGAGGGGCAUGAUAUCCUAUUGACAUAUAAUCUUGUGUAAAAGAUGCAUUUGUUUUAUCCCAUACUCUAGAAAUGGGAAUGGCCAGUAUAGAUAAUUCAGGUUAUUAUUUGUAAGUACUGUAAUAUAUCAUUCUCAAUAUUUUACUUCUUGUUUGCAAGCUAGAUCAGGAAGCAAGCCACAUAUGUUCAUAUUGUGCUUAAUGAUUGAGAAUUGCACAUUUAUCUGCUAAAAAAAUAUUUUUUAUAUCCCCCCCCUUUUUUAAAAGCAGGCAAUAUUUAGAGAUGAUAGGGGAGUCUGUCCGUCUGUUAGUUUGUCCUUCUGUCUAACUUUUAUAAGUACAACUAUGCAACUAAGAUUUUUAAAGGACCAUGACUUAUACAUUUGUUGUUCCGUAUAAGUCAGAUAGAAGUUAUUCAUAUUCCUAAAGCAAAUAUAAUCACUUUCCUUUUGUACUUUCUAGUUUCAUUCAUUUGCAUGUACAAUACUUUGUCAUUCAUUGUAUAUCAGUUCUAAGGCUAUAUAAAUAUUGGAAUUUGGUUGAAAAGGAAAUUUGGGGACUUUGGGGAGAAACUUUCAGAAAAAGAAAUCAUGAUUUCUGUUAAGCUAUUCAAUGACCUUAGAAAUUUAUAGAAACAAAAAAUUCCUUAUAGUUUUUGAAUUUGAAUUAAACAAAAUAUGAACUGAAAUAUUAAUGCUUACUUUAAACUAUUUGAUAUGGAUGGUUAAUUUUUUCUCUCCUUUUAGGAUUUGAAUGUUGUUGAUCUUGAAAUAAUAUUUUUAAUGUUUUGGUUUUAAAUGUUUAAUUAUUGAUAUUAAAACUGUUAAAUAUAUCUAUUAACUAGUCUCUUUAUAAAUAAGAGGACAGACCAAUUGUUGUCAUUACAGUUUUUAAGGAAAAAAAAAGAAUUUAUAUAUAUGUAUUUCAUCAGAUUUUGGUAAUGGAAGAUAUCAUGAUUUGAAAGAUGUAAAUUGUAUGUUAUUUCUCUUUUUUAAUGUUUUAAUUUUAAUACACAGAUUCUUACUGUUACUGUCAGUUGUGUAAUAUGGUAUAAGGAAUUUUUGUCAUCAAUGUUAUUGUUUUAUGUGAUACUGUGAUAUUUCUUGUUAAAUCUUGACAUUUUAAUGUUUUCACUCACAUUUUAUACAUUUCAGUAGGCUAUCAGUAAUAUAUUUAUAAAUAAAAUAAUGUAUUGUUUA